Molecule: messenger RNA, 3894 nt
Organism: Penicillium angulare
Lineage: Eukaryota; Fungi; Ascomycota; Eurotiomycetes; Eurotiales; Aspergillaceae
Exons: 8
Coding region: 1-3894 (1297 amino acids)
Biological process (GO): glutathione metabolic process
Cellular component (GO): cytosol
Molecular function (GO): 5-oxoprolinase (ATP-hydrolyzing) activity
Source: RefSeq, a predicted model, not a curated record
AUGUCUCCCGCUUACUUACAACGACCGCUGCGAAUCUCAAUUGACAGAGGCGGAACGUUCACAGACUGUGUUUGUAAAGUCUCAGAUCAAGAUGAUAUUGUAGUCAAAAUUCUCUCGGUGGAUAAUAAGAACUAUCCUGAUGCCCCAACCGAGGCCGUUCGGCGAGUUUUGGAGAAAUAUUACGCCCAAUCCAUCCCAAGAGGUACUCAGUUAGAUCUUAAAGAUGUCGAAUGGAUUCGAAUGGGUACAACAGUUGCAACCAAUGCACUUUUAGAACGCAAGGGUGAACGCACAGCAUUUCUAGUCACAGCAGGCUUCAAGGAUAUUUUACAGAUUGGAAAUCAGUCCAGGCCUUAUAUGUUCGAUUUAGCUAUCCGACGACCUCAGCCGCUAUACUCCGAUGUGUUCGAAGUUGACGAGCGAGUUGUCCUUGAACGAUGCAGUGACUCAAAGCUUCGUCAUCUGGAUAUGCAGCAUCCAAAGUCACUUGAAACUGUUGUCGGCACUUCUGGGGAAGAAUUUCGCAUAGUAAAAAGGCUUGAUGUGGACAGCACCCGCGCAUACUUACAGAAAAUCUAUGCGGAAGGUUUCCGAUCUAUAGCGGUUUCUCUUAUGCACUCCUAUCUCUUCCCAGAUCACGAACUCAAGAUUCAAGAACUAGCAAAAAAGAUCGGCUUUCAACAUGUUUCGGUUUCUCAUCGUGUUUCUCAACGUCCUAAAAUUGUGCCCAGGGGAAACUCAACCGUCAUCGAUUGCUAUCUCACCCCAACUAUUGAAAAAUACCUCUCCCAAUUCAGCGCAAGCUUCCCCAACUUUGAUGAUGGCCACACAAAACUUGAGUUUAUGCAGUCAGAUGGUGCUCUUGUGCCUGCUUCAAAAUUAUCAGGGCUACAUGCUAUACUCUCUGGCCCUGCCGGAGGUGUCGUUGGCUACGCACGUACAUCAUAUGAUUCGAAGUCAAAAAUUCCCAUCAUUGGCUUCGACAUGGGAGGAACCAGUACAGAUGUCAGCCGAUAUGAUGGCCAAUUUGACCAUAUUUUUGAGACCACCACGGCCGGAAUCCCCAUUCAGGCACCUCAGCUGAAUGUAAAUACCAUCGCUGCUGGAGGUGGAAGUAUUCUAGCAUGGAAGGAUGGACUAAUGGCUGUGGGACCUGAAAGUGCUUCCUCGCAUCCCGGUCCAGCUUGCUAUAGAAAGGGGGGGCCUUUGACAGUUACAGACGCCAAUCUUGCAUUGGGAAGAUUAAUUCCAGAGCAUUUUCCUUCUGUGUUUGGACCCAAUGAAGACGAGCCUUUGGAUCGAGAAAUUGUGCUCUCCAAAUUCCAGGAACUGACAGAUAUCAUCAACCGCGAUACCAAUAAAUCGCUCACAUGGGCUGAGGUAGCAGAUGGCUUCUUGCAAGUCGCAAAUUCAGCCAUGUGUGGCCCAAUCCGUCAGUUAACCGAAGGACGAGGUCAUGAUGCCGCGAAACAUCAUCUGGCUUCAUUUGGUGGUGCCGGAGGUCAACACGCAUGUGCAAUCGCUGAGGCACUCGGUAUUCGACGUGUCAUUAUUCAUAAACACUCUUCUAUUCUGUCUGCAUAUGGCAUUGGCUUGGCGGAUGUUGUUCAUGACGAAGAAAGACCGUACGCAAAGGCAUUUGACGAUUCAACCAAGGACCAAAUAGUCGCAGAUCUUGAGAAUCUGUUAACUAUCGCUCAAAAUGAUCCUUCUAUGACCCACUUCUCCCGUAUUGAGGGACAUCGAUAUUUGUUCAUGCGAUAUGACGGCAGUGAAACAGCUAUGCCCAUUUCAGUCACGGAAGAGUGUGAUGCCAGAGAAAGCUUCAUCGAUGCUCACCAUCAACAAUUCGGCUUCACCCCAGUAAAUCGCCAGAUUCUCGUAGAUAACAUUCGUGUGCGGGCUAUCGGACAUAGCAAUUUUAGUGAAGAUGCGCCUCUUGAUCUGCAGGCCCUCCGGAAUACCAACCAGAAGUUUGCAACUCCAAAGGCAGACUCGACAAAUUCCGUCUACUUCAAGUCACUUGGGUGGACAGAUACUCCUGUAUACUUGCUCGGUUCUCUACUAGAGGGUAGUACCGUUCAAGGUCCAGCUUUUGUGGUUGACAGUACACAAACAAUUAUUGUUAGCCCUCAUUGCUCUGCAACUGCUACCAAGGAUCUUUUACUACUAGACGUCAGCUUUGAGAAAAAGCUCGUCAGCGCUUCUGCCAUUGAUCCUGUUCAACUGUCUGUCUUCCGUCAUCGUUUCUACGGCGUAGCCGAGCAAAUGGGACGUGUUCUACAAAAGGUCAGUGUCAGUGCGAACAUCAAGGAGCGAUUGGAUUUCAGCUGUGCGAUAUUCUCACCUGAUGGAUCUCUGGUCGCAAAUGCUCCUCAUGUACCAGCUAUGAUUGGUAGUAUGGGAUUUGCAGUAAAAUCGCAAAUCAAACAGUGGGCAGGAAAGUUGAGAGAUGGUGAUGUACUGCUUUCAAAUUCACCUGAGUAUGGAGGCGUUCACCUUCCAGAUUUGACCACGAUAACACCAGUCUUUGAUUCCGAAGGAAAAGAGAUUAUCUUCUGGACAGCCUCUCGUGGCCACCAUGCUGAUGUCGGUGGAAUUCUUCCAGGUUCCAUGCCUCCACACUCUAAGCGUCUGCGAGAAGAAGGUGCAGUGUUUGAUACAUUCCUUCUUGUCCGCGAUGGCGAAUUCGCAGAGUGCGAACUCAAACGUAUACUGUGUGACGAGCCUGCGAAGUUUCCAGGAUGCAGUGGCUCCAGAUGUUUCCAGGACAACGUGACGGAUAUCAAAGCUCAAGUCGCAGCUAAUAAUUGCGGUAUCCGUCUUGUUCGACAAUUGAUCAAGGAAUACACCAUGGACGUGGUGCAGAUGUAUAUGGGAGCCAUUCAAGACUCGGCAGAACUUGCAGUUCGCAACCUGUUCAAGAAACUUGUCAAGAAAUUCGCAUCCAACAAGAUCUCAGCCGUUGAUUACAUGGAUGAUGGGACCCCAAUCCACUUACAGGUGACAAUCAGCGACGAUGGGUCUGCCACAUUUGAUUUCCAAGGCACAGGCCCGGAAGUAUAUGGAAACUGGAAUGCCCCUGUCGCCAUCAGCAACGCAUCCGUGAUCUUCGCUCUGCGCUGUAUGGUAGACUCCGAUAUUCCGCUUAACCAAGGCUGUAUGAAGCCUAUCACCAUGGUAAUCCCAGACAAGACACUUCUCAAACCAAGCAUAGAAGCUGCUGUAUGCGCAGGAAAUGUUUUGACUUCCCAAAGGAUUGUUGAUGUUAUCUUCAAGGCCUUCCACGUCUGUGCAGCUAGCCAGGGGUGCAUGAAUAACUUCACAUUUGGCAUAGAUGGCGAGAAUGGCUUCGGAUACUAUGAGACCAUUGCCGGUGGUAGCGGUGCCGGACCUGGUUGGAAUGGUACCAGCGGCGUUCAUACAAAUAUGACAAACACGCGCAUUACGGAUCCCGAGUCCCUUGAGCAACGGUAUCCUGUCAUCCUGCGGCAGUUCUCCUUCAGAGAGGGAAGCGGUGGGUUGGGUGCUUGGUGCGGUGGCGAGGGUGUCGUGAGAGAUGUGGAGUUUCGAAUUGCUAUGUCUGCUUCUAUCUUGUCUGAAAGACGAAGCCUGGCGCCUUAUGGGAUGGAUGGCGGAGAAGACGCAUCACGAGGUCGGAAUACUUGGAUCAGUAGCGCCAUUGGAUUGACAUGCUCUAUUGGAGGGAAGGGCUCAGUUAACGUAGAGCCAGGGGAUCGAGUAGUCAUUGAAACUCCCGGAGGUGGUGGCUAUGGCAAGAAAGAGUACAAAGAUCAAAAUAUUGGAGAUAUGUCUCAAACAAGAUCUUCAAGCUUUGUCCCUGUUGCGAAUGGCAGUGUGGCAGAAGAUCGCGCUCUGGGGGAGCAACAAUGA